This is a messenger RNA of Trichomonas vaginalis G3, 585 nucleotides long. Its product is annotated as guanylate cyclase protein. The record is from RefSeq and is a predicted model, not a curated record. NCBI's taxonomy places the organism in Eukaryota, Parabasalia, Trichomonadida, Trichomonadidae. The transcript has a single exon. Bases 1 to 585 code for a protein of 194 amino acids.
AUGGGAGAGGAGGUCAAAGAAAAUGCAAAUAAUGACUUAGAAAACUCUAGCUUCAAGGAAGACUAUAUUGGAAUCCUUGAACUCUCUCUUAUUGAAAGAUUGCGUGAGUAUAUGUAUCAAUAUUUUGCAAAAAUUCAAACAGAUACUAAUCCCAAAUUCGUUUUUUCGGUUGUCACAGGUAUAUUCUUAUGCAUUCAAGCAAUCUUUCCUGCUUUAAUGCAACAAGCUGAUAUACAACAUGAAACAUCAACCAUUGGAAGAGGAAUGAGAAUUAUUUCAGUACUUUGGUGUGGAGGUGGUGCAUUUGAUGGCGAAGCACCCUUCAUCACAUCAAUAAUAGCAUCAAUUAUUACUUUGUUAAUCAUAAUUACCAUUUCUUUUAGAAGUUUUAUUUAUUCGAAAGUCAAAUCAAUGAAACCGACAGAAAUUAAUCUCAUGUUUACAAUUAGUACGUAUAUACUGCCAAUUUUAACCUCUUUUACAACGUGUUGUGUAGGAGAUGGAAUUUAUAAAAUUACCAACGGGUCGAUUACAGCUUUCGAAAUAAUAUCUGUUUUGCUAGCAAUAUUUGUAUUCAUUAUAUAA